GGUAAAUUUGGUAUAGCUUCCGUUUAAAGUGAAAGUUGAAAAUCUAAUUUUACUUUCUUUUUUUCAAAUUUUGGUAAAUGGUGUAUUUCAAUCUGACAUUAUGAACUUAGAAGAUUCUGAUAGUGAUAGUGAUAGUGACAAUGAAAAACUUCAAGUCUAUGAUGGAGGCAAUGGUGAUGACAUCGGUGCUGGAGAGCCAGCAGUCAAGAAGGCCAAGACAUCCAGUCAAUUGGAUGGGUAUACUGAUUUUGCCAAAAGGAUGAUGGCAAAGAUGGGUCACAAAAAAGGUUCUGGUUUGGGAAAGCGUGGCCAGGGUAUUGUAGACAUCAUAGAGGCAUCCAAGCAAAGAGGACGUAGAGGCUUAGGAUUGACAUUAAAAGGUUUAGAACCAGCUGAUAUUGAUUGGGAUUUUGAACAAGAAAAGAUAGUACAAGCAGAGACAGUAGAGUGGAUACCAUCUUGUACAGAGGAGACACCAUCAAUAGAAACUUUAAGAAGUUGGAAAAAGAUAGGAAAUAAAAAGAGAACAAUAGGUGAUGAGACCCAAUUUUGUGAUGAGAAGAUUUUACAGAUGGUUCUUAGUAGUAAGAGUAUAUUUGAUAACUUGGAACCAGAAGAAAUGAGAAGAGCUAGAACCAGAUCAAAUCCAUAUGAAACAAUAAGAGGUGCAUUUUUCCUGAACAGAGCAGCUAUGAAGAUGGCCAACAUGGAUGCCAUAUUAGACUUCAUGUUUACAAAACCAUUAGAUGUUGAUGGAAAACCAUUGAUGAAUCCUUCUGAACUGUUAUAUUUUUCUGAUAUUUGUGCUGGUCCUGGUGGAUUCAGUGAAUAUGUGCUGUGGAGGAGUAAAGCUGAAGCAAAAGGAUUUGGAAUGACAUUGAGAGGACCAUGUGACUUUAAAUUGGAGGAUUUCUUUGCAGGUCCUGCAGAAAUGUUUGAACCAUAUUAUGGAGUUGGAGGUGCAGAAGGAGAUGGUGACAUAUUUAACCCAGAUAAUCAAGCAGCUUUCAUACAAUUUGUGAAAGAAAAUACUGAUGGAAAAGGUGUACAUUUUGUAAUGGCAGAUGGGGGAUUUUCAGUGGAGGGGCAAGAGAAUAUUCAAGAAAUUUUAUCUAAGCAGUUGUAUCUUUGCCAGUUUCUGGUGGCCAUUUCUAUUUUAAGGACAGGUGGUCAUUUUGUAUGCAAGCUGUUUGAUUUAUUCACACCAUUUAGCAUAGGUCUUUGUUACUUAAUGUACAGAAUAUUUAACAAAAUCUCCAUUAUAAAACCUGUAACCAGUAGACCAGCAAAUUCUGAAAGAUAUAUAGUGUGUAAAAAUUUAUCAAGUGAUAUGGACACUGUACGACAAUAUUUCCAUGAGAUAAAUCUUGAAUUGAAUAAACUUUUAGUGUCAACAUCUUCGCAGGAUAUCAAUGAGAUAGUGCCGUAUGAUAUAUUAGAAGAAAGUGAACAUUUCUUUACAUACAUGUUUAAUUCUAACAAUACGUUAGGAAAGAUGCAGAUUGCUGGAUUAAAGAAAAUACAAGCAUUUACUCAAAAUACGGAAUUAUAUGAAGCUAGACAAUCAGAAACUAGAACUGAAUGUCUUGUAAAGUGGCAGGUACCAGAUGAAGUGAGAACAGCUCCAUCUAAACAGCCACCAGGAAAUGCAUUUUUAGAUUUAGUUGAGACAGAAAAUACAGACUACAUUACAAAUGAUAUAGACAAACUUUCACCAACAGAUCUACAUAACAUAAAAAGUCCAUUUGAUUAUCGCUGUUAUGUGAUAGGGAAUGUUGAGAGAAAGAGAUUGUAUAUGCUAGGCUGUGGAAGGUCACAUGUGUAUAAGUGGGAUGGUCGAGGUAAAUGGAAAAAACUAGAUGAGGACAAUAUACAUGUGGAAUUACCAGCUAAAACUUUAAUUGAAGUAGAGUUUGUUCAGGAGCUUAAAGGAGAGGGCAUGGGACAGAAAAGGUUGAUGACAGUCCAUGUUUUAGAUGCUUUAUUUUUAUAUGGUAAUGAUGUUAGAAAACUUCAUUUUACUGACAGGAUGGAGAAAUUGAAAAAGUUUGUAAAGUCUGUGACUAAGAAAACCAGACCUAAUUUGACACCUAUUAUUGCUCCUAAUGUCUACAGGUUAGAGCAGAUAGGACAGAUAUUUGAAAGAUUAGAAUUUAAAAGAGUGAAAGGUUCAGGCCAACCUCGUUUGUGUUAUUUUCCCCCAGAUAGGCCUGAUGAAAGAUGUUUUCUUCCUACUGGCGUUUGUAUUAUAAAGACUGUAAAAGAACCCUGGACAAUUGCCUUGAGUAAAUCAGCAAAUAGGAAAUAUUUUUACAACACAUCAUCCAGGUCAUCUACAUUUGAAGCACCUCCAGAUAGUGUAGCAUCCGCUAGAGAAUGUAAGCUGAACAGUUAUAGAUGGGACUUUGAAAUGGGAGUCAAGAUUCAUCCAAAUCAAACAUUUGAACCAGACAAUACUAAGAUUUCAUUGACUGACAUGUUAAGCCACAUACAGAAAAUAAUGCCACAUUGAAAUUCUCUGACAGAUAUUUGAAAUUCAGUUUGAUCGUAUGAAGGGUGAAGAAAUAUUUAUUUGUAAUGCGAGAAUACCCAACGUGUUCAAUGUUUAUAUUUUAAAGUUCUGAAUGCUGUAGUUAUGAUCAUGCUCAAGGUCAUACUGUUUUGCUGACCUUUACCAUGAGGGCCUGCCUAAAGAUGCAUCCAUAGAAUGAGGGUACUAGUAAACGGCACUUUGAUUUUUUUUUUAUAUCUUAUGAAAAGAUGCUCACAGUUUGAAAAAUCAAAUUCAAUGCAGGAAACCAUAGUUCCAUAAAUCGUUGCAUUUACCAAAAGACAUAUUUUACAUGCUCUGACCAUCAGAAAGUGUUAAAAAUAUUUGAUCUUCAUUUAAUAAUCAAGUCAUUUGUUAUAUUAAAUCAUGCAUUGGUAUUGUUCUCUGAAGCGUAUCAAUUUCAUUCAUACUCAUAUCAUGUAUAUCAUAUUAUGUAAAUAUAGGGUUUUUUUCUCAUCAAAAGCAUACUUUUAAACUUUUUUACUUUUUUUUCACCAGUAUAAGAAAAUUACACAUCUUCUUGGAAUCACUGCAUCCGUCCAUUUAUUUGUAUGUUCAUUUAUCUGGCAAUUUGACACUUUGUCCCACAAAUAUUUUUGUCACACUUUUCUCAGAAAAUUUGUGCAACAGAAUGAAUACACCAUUAAAGUUGAAUAUUCAGCCAUACAAAAAUGCAUAAUGCUUAUAAUUGUUCAUGAAUUGGCUGUGAUGUAAUUUUUUCCCCCUAGAUACCCACUUUUCUUUUACACUUUCAAAUGCAAACAGUCAAGUAAUGUGAAAUCAGAAAUUAUUGCAAGGAUUUAUUAAUGCGAUACUGACAUGGCAGGACCAACCAAAAUUUAUAAUUGAUUAUUCAAUAUUGUGAUAUCAGGAAAAAUUGCAGGCAUGAUACAGAUAUAUGUAUCAAAUUCUACCAUGCUAUUGUUAAUUUUUGCUAAUCUUUAAUAGUCACAGUUUUCGCGUAAAUGAAACCUGUAAAUAAUUUCUGAAUAUACAGUACCAGUUUCAUUCCAUGCAGUUACCUUGAAAGGGGGUAUAAGUUUGUUGAUUGUUGAUAUACAUUGUUAAUGUUAUAAAUCAAAAGCUCCCUCAAAUCUGCCUUUUGACCAACCAUCACCAACCUAAUUUCAAUGCAUGCUGUCACAGUUCAAUGUAUUACUUCAAGUUUAAUUGGUUUUAAAAAUCAAGUGACUUUUUUUACUUUUAUUUACAAUGUCACCCAGAACCAGAUUUGACAUGACAAAGUUUUACCUCUCCAUGAUAAAAGUUCAUAGUAUACUUAUAGCAUAUGAAAGGGUCAUGUGGUGAACCUAUUUCAGAUUAAAGUUCUGUCUCAUUGUCAAUCAGGGGGCAUCUGUAACUCUAAGUAGCUUAACUACUGGUCCACUAGCCAGUUAACCUGUGAACUGAUAAAAGUCAGCAACUUCCAUAGAAAAUGAUAUAUCCUGUAGUUAGAAAUUAGUUAAAUAUCAUGAGCAAAUACUAUAAAAUUCAGAAUAGAUUAAAAAGUCAUAUGAAUAUAAAACAAUUGUUGACUUUUGUUAUCAGUUGAUACAUUGGUUUAAAUCAUCAAAGUCAAUACUUGUGUAAUAUUUGAUAAAAUUUGCAUGUUGUGAUUAGAUAAAAUAAUUAGAUCAUUUGUUGAAUAUGAUUUAUGUUUUUAGAUAAAAAGACUAUCCAGUAUGAAAAACCCAACAUAUUUCAUAUAUGAAAACACUUCUAACUUUCAAAAUAUUGAUGAUAAAAUGAUAUGUUAUUUUAUGAUAAAGGGUGUCUGAAAUAAAAUGAUAUGGAAAUCUAUGUGCAUUAAUAUUUGAUAAUUAUAAGUUUGAUGGUGAAUUAAUAAGUUGCAUAGAUUUCAUGUGAAUGACUUGGUUGUCUGACAAAGCAAGAGUUUAUGGAGACCCUGAAUAAAUCAGAAAAUGGUCAGGGAUAGCUGUCAAACACAGUUGAAUCUAGUUUUAAAAUAUGUGCAAGUUUGCACAUCCUCAGUACUGAAUGAAAUAUAAAGUAAUAUUUUUUGGUAUAUAUAACUGAAAUGUGGUAGCAGAUACAAAUGAAAAUGUACAGCUAAUGCAUUGUGAUAAGCAGUAUUUGCACUAAUAUGAAUAUAAUGUUCAUGAAUCUUCAAUCAUAAAACAUAUUACUGUAAUGAUCCUACAGUUCUGUUACUUGUUGUUUGUUGUAAUGGCUUUUUAGAUAAUAA
Molecule: messenger RNA, 4757 nt
Organism: Mytilus trossulus (common blue mussel)
Lineage: Eukaryota; Metazoa; Mollusca; Bivalvia; Mytilida; Mytilidae
Product: cap-specific mRNA (nucleoside-2'-O-)-methyltransferase 1-like
Exons: 22
Coding region: 101-2512 (803 amino acids)
Biological process (GO): 7-methylguanosine mRNA capping
Cellular component (GO): nucleus; cytoplasm
Molecular function (GO): methyltransferase cap1 activity; protein binding; nucleic acid binding
Source: RefSeq, a predicted model, not a curated record